Ciona intestinalis (vase tunicate) is the source of this 2363-nucleotide messenger RNA. NCBI's taxonomy places the organism in Eukaryota, Metazoa, Chordata, Ascidiacea, Phlebobranchia, Cionidae. The record is from RefSeq and is a predicted model, not a curated record.
UGUUUUCAAAAGACGCACGGUUUAAAUCCAGUAUGGAGAUACACAUCCUUGAUGACACAGUUGAACCAGUUGACUACGGGUUUACUCAAGAAAUUUCACCAAACUUCGGAUAUUGCGAAUCACUCGGAGAAGCAGAUGAAAUAAUACGGAACUAUCAAGAAAAAACUCUUACCAAAUUCUGUGUCUGUAAGUCAGGAAAAAACUUUGGCCAAAAAGAUUGGCAAAAAUCAAGUCACUUUAUAAGUUUUGAAUCGGAAAGAGGAAAUAUUCGUAUUCCUUUUGAUGGGAUUCCAUUUAUGGUUAUUGGGACCAAAGUACUGCAGUGUCAGCAUGGGAAGGACAGCCACAAAAAAUCUAAGGAACGAUACAAACAGAUGAAGGAAAGAGGAGAGUACCCACCAAGUAAGAAGCAACGAACACUGACAAACCCUACAAAGAAGAAAGAUUGUCCAGCUACCAUACAUCUCAGAGAAGUUGUUACUUUUCCAGAGUUUCAAAUGUUAAAGGACACCGCAAGAUACCGAAGAAAAAUAUCCUGCGACAUUCGUACUUUGCUUAAGAAUGACCCAAGUAAAAUACAAAUGGAACGAAGAAUUUAUAUAUUGCUACCUUUCAUAAAUGAACAUAGGUUUCAUAUCAUAGGGCAGUGUAAUCCCAACUUGAAGCAAAAUGUUGAUCCUCAGUUGGUGGAAAAAAUCUAUGAACUUGUUAAUGUUAGUGGAGUGGACAGCAUUGAUGAAAUGGUGCAACUUUUAAAGAAUUUCGUCUUAGAAAUUUUUGUUGGAAAAAAAAUGCCACCGGUUUCAAAUAAAAGGUUUUACCCAUCAAAGAAAGAUAUAAGAGAGCAUAUGGCAAAUGCCGUGGCAAAAUUGAGACUCUCCAAGUUCCAAGGCAGCUCCAUUGAAAUGGAUGAUAAAGUAAUGGAAUGGUUGCACAAACAACCUGAGAAUUGUUUAUUCUAUCAACCAUGUAUCAUUCAAAAAGUUACCGAUGCAAAUGAUGACGAGUUGUCAUCUGUAAGUGAUUUCUGGCAGAACUUUUGUUUUUUCUAUCAAACUCGUGAACAGCAACGUCUAAUGGCGAUGUAUGGAAAUGAAAUCUGUAUACUUGAUGCUUCAUUUAAGUUAAACAAAUGUUCCCUCCCCCUUUAUUUCAUCCUGGUGCGAACAAACGUUGACUACCAGGUAGUUGCUACGUUUAUCGUACAAGAAGAAACUCCCGAUGCUCUUGUGGAAGUCUUUGAUCUGUUAAAAGAUAAAAACAAUAACUGGUCACCCAAGUAUUUUAUGAUAGAUGCUGACGAUACGGAAAUCAAUGCAGUUAAGCAAGCUUUCCCAACAUGCCAGAUGUAUGUGAGUGACUUCCAUCGAGAACAAGCUUGGUGGAGAUGGUUACAUACGGAGAGUAAUGGUGUUUCUAUGAAUGAUGUACUUCCGCUUAUUAUGCAACUAAGAUCUGUUGCUGAAUCUAAAACAAUCCAAGAAACUGAAGCUUCGUUAAAUCGACUCACAUCUCAUCCUGUUUGGGUCGUGAACAAAAAACUUCAGUCCUGGUUUCAAAACUCAUGGCUUCGAUAUAAGGAGAGAUGGAUUUGGGCAUAUCGUAGCAACGCGAUACUAAUCCAAAUAAACAUGAGAAAUGGAAUUGAUGUUCAAAACCAGCAGUUCAAACAUGAUGUGUUAAUGAACAAAAGACAUUUGUCUCUUGUAGAGUUGACUACAUUGUUAAUAGAAACUUUGUUACCACAAAUCUACAGCAGGUAUGUUGAGUUGAACCUCAUAUCAUAUGCGGAAAACACAACCUGUUCAAACAAUAUUUCUCCUUAUCUGCAAAACCGACCACAGGAAUUCACCCAACAUUGCUUGUCACAACUACCUGUGGCUCAUGACUUUGGUAAAGAUCUCAUUAAAAAGAUUGAUGAAAAAACUUUUCGUGUCAACAGUCUAUGUGGCUUACUUGUAUUUAUUGUGUGCCUUGGUUCUGAGAGCGAAUUCCCUUCGUGUCAGUGUCAUGUUUGGACAAGUACAUGGUGGCCAUGCCCGCAUCUAUUAGCAUUGUUAGAACACAAACUUAUUUCAUGGUGCCAGUUAUCAAGCGCUUACCGGUUGCUGCCGUUUUUGAAAAUUGACCACGGAGUCCUGGGUCGUGAGAAUUCGAACAAUGACACUUCUGAUUCAGUUUUGCUUUGUAAAGACCCAGAUGAUAGCCAUGAAAUGGUGAAAUUAACUGAUGAAGAAUCCACUGUCAACACUUCGAUUAUCUGUGAAGAAAAAACAGAUGAAACCUUAAACAAUUUUAAAACGAAUAUGCCACAGAAUUGGGAAGUUGUCAUAUUUGGGGAAUAAAGAGUUAUUGCACAAGAC